Messenger RNA from Osmerus eperlanus (European smelt), 2610 nucleotides. It is a transcript of the gene cfap210, whose product is annotated as cilia and flagella associated protein 210. NCBI's taxonomy places the organism in Eukaryota, Metazoa, Chordata, Actinopteri, Osmeriformes, Osmeridae. Bases 399 to 2042 code for a protein of 547 amino acids. The record is from RefSeq and is a predicted model, not a curated record. The transcript has 9 exons.
GCUUUGACCUCGAAUUUGUGAGAAGCAUCACGUCAGUUGCCUAAAAGUAGACUAAACUUGAAAAAGAGUAUCUGUUGCACAUUCAAUUGAACACAUUUAAACACGCAUGGUUAUGGAUAAAUCAAUGUCAAGCUUUUACGUUUAUAACUUGCUUGUUUCGAAUCAAAUGUGGCGCCACCUGUUGGAAUGGUCACAGUUUAAAAUAGUUCCGCUAGUUAAGUGUUGCUAGGAUACAUUAUAACAAAUGUGACCCUCGUAUUUGUCCAGUGCCUAGUCUCCUACUGUAGUAAGAAAUAUAAACUUUAUAUCGACCAUCCUCGUAAAUACCAGAGCCUUGCAACUUUCAUCGUUAUGCAGUAGUUGUACAUACAUGACUAAAACCGAAAUAUUGUGCUCAAAUGGCAACAGCCUCGGCAGUGCAAUAUGGUCGACGACGGGGAUCCAGUAAAAAAAUGGUGGAAGGCAGUGAAACAUUGAAACCUCUAGAUCUCCGUGAGGUCACUGUCUUGCCCAAAGCUGAAUGGCUUCGAAUUCAAGGUAGUCUAAACCGGGUGAACACACAGAAUGAAAGCCUCAAGGAAGCAUCCAGGCAAAGGGAGGACAUGCACUUGCGUUCCAAGGAGGUGGUGAAAUUCUGGUCCAACACGAUUGCUGGGCAAAGACAAAAGAAACUAGAGGCAAAGAAGAUUCGUGAUGAGAUUGAGGAAGAGGAGAAAAAAAAGGUUGAUAUCGAGGAGGCCAAAUAUCAGGAGGAAAAAAGGAAAGAGGCGAUUGUGAAGGCCAAAUCCCAGCAGUACUACCAAACGGAUCGAGUCAAAGGAUUUCAUAGUGCCCUCAUGCUGACAGAAGUCUUAAAGGAGAGAGAGGCUCAGAUUGAACUGAAGCAAAGAAAGCUGGAGGCUUCCAAAGACGUGGACAGGGAAGCCGUUGUUAUAACCAAACAUAAAGACAAGGAAGCCUCAAAACAAGAAAUGGAGAAAGCCGUUCGGAGGAAGCUUGAAAGCCAGGCUAUAGCAGAAGCCCUGAAACAGCAGGCAAAGGAGCAUGACAUGGCCAGAGAGAGAGAGAGGCUGGAGGAGCAGAGGGAGGCAGAGGAGAUUCAGCGUCUGAAGACCCUCUUUCUGUGGGACGAAACCAUGAAGAAACAAAAGAACCUGGAGGAGAAGAAACGCAUCAUGAGAGAUCACAUGGAUCACUUGUCAAACAGAGAUAUCAUCAGAGCGAUAGAGGCCCAACAGCAGGAGAUGGAGGACAAGCGAAGGAAGAUGUUUUCUGCUGCUAAAGAGAAAAUGAUGAAGCUGAGAAAAGAGAAGGAGGCUGAGAUGUUACGAGAGGUCCAGAUCCACAAGGACAGGAUCACGGAGGACCUCGCCGCGCAGUACAAGGAGCAGGAAGCUAAUGAGGAAGAGAUCAUAGCUAAGACUGUGGCUGAGCAGGAGGGCAAACUGGAGACGCAGCAGAAGGAGAAGGCCGAGAAGAAGGCCCUUGUACUCGACUCGAUCGCCUCACACAGAGAAGCCAUGAGAAAGGACCAGGAGUUGAGGGCAAGAGAAUGCCACCAGGAGGAUCUCGACAUGCUGUAUGCCAAGAGAGAAGCGGAUAGGAUAUUCCUUGAAAAACAGCAUCUAAAAGCUCAAAAGACCAAGGAGGACGGAAAGGUUUUGCAAAGCCACCACAUCCAUCAGAUGGCAGAGAAGCUUUCUAAAACACAACUCCUGAGAAAAGAGCUGGAGGACCUUGAGAACAUGAACGCCCGGCUGGUGGCUGAGGAGGAGAAGCAGUUCCAGCAGUAUGCCCAGCAGGUGAUGGAGGCUGCAGCGCAGGCUCGGAGGAACAUCCUCCCCCUCCGCAAGGCCGCCAGGCAGGGCCUGGGAGGGGGGCAGGGCCCCGUGGUCAGAGGAGUCAGACCAAGUUACCUGGUCCAAGAUGACUCCGGCGUCCAGAUGCCCACCUACGUCUCUGAAAGCACCAUAGACAUGAAGGAGCUGAACGAGACCACUGAUAUUCAGAAGUCCAAGAAGAGACUUGGAUUCACCUUUUAGAUGUCUUGUUACCAGAGCAGAAGGUUCCAUUGGACACAGUAGUCUUAGCUCUAAUAAACACAUGCUCAUUAAGCAUGUUUAUGCAAUCAUUUCUUUAUAGUAUAUGGAUUUUAUAUGAAUUUUAUUAUAAGUUGAAAGUAGUACUAGUAGUCAGUGUGAUUUUAUAAGGUGUAUUAAGGAAUAAAUAAAUAAAUCAUACACAUGUGAUCACUAUCACAUGUGUAUGCCACAAGUGUUCGCUUUUAGGCUUGGGAGAGAUAUAAAUCUGUUGAAAAUUAAAGGUUGCUAUGGAGUAAUUGCUGCUGUGCUCAUACAUGUUCAACACAAAAUAAAAAUAAGUUGACAGGAUGAAAACCAUUUGACUUUAUUCAAAAGACAUGUCAGAAGAUAUUUAAUUAUUUUUUAGUUCUAGAUAAAAGAAAAGUCAUGCCCGGGAUGUAAUAACAUGAUAAACAUUUUCAACCACGUAUUUUACAGUUCAAUUAAAGAAAAAAAAUGUAGAAUGGAUACGAUCAAUGUACAAAAAAGUAAGGAUUCACAUCAAUUUGGUUACAGAAAUCUUGUUCCA